Messenger RNA from Anneissia japonica, 3845 nucleotides. RefSeq names its product MFS-type transporter SLC18B1-like. Gene Ontology annotation, biological process: transmembrane transport. The transcript has 13 exons. Gene Ontology annotation, molecular function: transmembrane transporter activity. The coding region runs from base 215 to 1615 and encodes 466 amino acids. Lineage: Eukaryota; Metazoa; Echinodermata; Crinoidea; Comatulida; Comatulidae. The record is from RefSeq and is a predicted model, not a curated record.
CGAUGCUAUUUACCACACCGUAGAUGGAUCGAUAAAUAAAAUUGAUAUUGCGAUUGGUUGGUGCAAUAAUUAUAGAUAAGCCCUACAACCGGGUCGCAAGGACAAGUCUUGUAUGUAAUGUAUUUUGUUUAGUGGACAUAAAAAUAUAGUUUUGGCUUUGGUCAUUUGUCUAAUUGUCUUUAUCGAAAUCAGAAACUUAUUGAGAUUAUUAACAAUGGUUGAGAAAGGAGAAAGUGUUGACAUUCAUUCUAAAGUGUCUGUACAGGAACAUUCUAAUGAAGAAGAAGGGCAGGAGGAAAACCCUAAAUUUACAAAGCGUCAGAUACUAACAUUCAUUAGCCUCUCAUUGGCAAAUUUCUUUGACUGUUCUUCUUUUUCAUUAAUUGCACCUAUCUACCCAAAAGAGGCCGAGGAUAAUGGAGUCGGAUCAACAGUAAUAGGCUUGAUAUUUGGAUCCUUCUCCUUUGUAAUGUUCAUCGUUUCACCAAUUUGUGGAAAAAUUUUGCCAAAGGUUGGAGCCAAGUUCAUGUUUUUAUCUGGUGAAUUUCUGUGUGCUGGGGCGAAUAUUAUAUUUGGAUUCCUCAACAAAAUGGAUAAUAAGACGCAGUUUGUAGUCUUUAGUUUUGUGGUGCGAGGCGUGGGCGCUGCAGGAGCAGCUGCAGCCGUGACGGCCAUGUUCGCAAUCAUUGCAAAUACAUUCCCUGGCAAUGUUGCUAAAAUGAUUGGAAUGCUGGAGGUAUUCUCAGGACUUGGAUUCAUGCUAGGACCACUUAUAGGAGGUGUACUUGACCAGGCUGGAGGGUUCAGCCUACCGUUUCUAGCUGUUGGAGUUGCUGUUAUUGCCAUCAUUAUUAUCAAUGUAUUCCUGUUACCGAAUGAUGAUGUUAAACCAAAGGAAUUAGGCUCAUACAGAGAAUUAUGGAGAAUACCAGCCGUGUGGUUCACGUCCCUGGCCAUUUUAACCGGUUCCCUAGCCCUUGGCUUCUUAGAUCCGACACUUGCUGAUCACCUCCAUGAUAUUGACCCGAAACUGAAUCCAACUCAAACCGGUGCUUGCUUCCUUCUAGUCGGCGGUGUCUACGCUCUAACCAGCCCUUUUUGGGGAUGGUUAGCAGACAAAGAGAAUGCAACAAGGCCAAUGAUCGUUGGUGGCUUCCUGGCAGCAUUUGUUUCGUAUCUAUUAAUUGGACCAUCUCCACUUAUUCACUUACCAAAGGAAUUGUGGGUAAUCUGUUUGGGACUUGGUUUUCUUGGUGUUUCUAUAGGCUGUGGUUUGACCCCAACCUUUCAGGAUAUGCUGGUUUCAUCAAGGUGGUAUGGUAUGUCAGAUGAUCUUCCAACACAUAGCCUUGUUUCUGGACAUUUUAAUAGUAUGUUUUCAAUAGGAACAUUUGCUGGACCAGUUCUGGGAGGUUUUCUUGUAGAUAAUCUUACCUUUAAAUGGGCUGCUACAAUAUUUUCAGGUCUAAGUCUAGGACUGUGUGUUGUAUUUACUAUAUUCAACCUGUGGGAAUUUAGGUGUUUUAAAGGACGAAGGCCUCCUUCAAGAUCAUCAUCAUCAGUUUUGAUUGUGAGCGAUGAUGAGACCGCACCACUGCUUGGUGCGAAGAGUUAGUUGUGAGAAUCACAGUAAAAAUGAAAAUAAAUAAAUGCUGGAGUUCAUCUGGAGUGUCACAAAAACACCAUUCAUAAUAUUGUCAUGCACACUAUAAAUACUAAGAGAGAUAAUAUUAUAUUUUGUUCUUUAUUCGAACAUCAUCAGGAAUGAUAUUUGAAGAAAUUCUAGUACUGUAGUCAACUACUUCUUGCUUUCAAUCAAACUAAAUUACAGACCAAUCGGAGCAGGCUGGGAAUAUGUUCAUGUUCCACAAACGCAGGUGUUGUCGAACAUAUGUAUUCGCUAUCGUUUUGUGGACCUUUGCUGGGGCAUAGUGCUGGUUUCGGUGUGGGGGGGGGCUGUCUCUAGAUUGCGCGAAAAAUGAGAAUGCAGAAAUACAGUAAAUCCCAGAAUGCAGAACUAAAUCGCUUACUUCAAUGUAUUGGUCAUUUUUAGUGUUUUAACCCAUUUAGUGCACCCACUAACCUACGCUCAUGCUUAGCAGCAAUACCCAAGAGGGAGAGGGGGUGGGCUUAAAAAGGUCCGUUCAUAAUGCAUUUUUGUAUAUCAUUUUUGUCAGCUGAUAUUGUUUGUGUUGUUUCCUCAUCAAAUGUGCAAAUGCAUAAAUAAAUUUAAAAGGAAUAAUUCCUAAAGAAUGUUUUACCAUGGAGAAAAGGACCUCCAUGGUUAGGCUAUACAUAAUAGUCUCUAGUAACCUUCCAAUCUUUUAGAUUCAAAACUUGUUGUAGAUAUAAUUUCUCAUUCAAUUCUUAUAGAUGAGUGUUGUAUGUUGAUGUGCAGAUUAUAAAUAUUACCUUGUUUUUAAUGAAGCAUUCCAAAGUUCAUGUGAAUGCAUACAUCAAAGAAUAUGUAUAUAGUGAUCUGAGGAUGUGUGGAGAUAUUUAGGAAGACUGGGAGAGGAGAAAAUUGUUGACUAUGAUACAAUGUUAUUUUGCUUGCUUGUAAAAAUUUAAAUUACUGGACUACUGUAUUCCGGUUUGAAGAUGACUGUCAUUUGUAACCCACCUUUGCUGUAUUUGAAAAAAAAAAUAGUUUAUUUCUGUUAAAAUGUUAUCAGUGAUAAAAAGGUUUGUGAUGACAAUAUUUUUCAGUACACUUGUGUUGGUAUUAUUCUAUGCUGUGGCAGUGGAAUUAUUCUGUAAAAUGGAAUGUGUUUAGUUUUUCAUUUCAUUUGACAGUCAUGCCAAGUACAGUGUGAAUGUGGUUUUAUCAGGGAGUUGGUAAUUGGUCCUAUGUUUUGACAGGUAACCAGUGGCUGAUAAUGGAAUAUGUUUAUAUUAAUUUUGACGUAGUUUCUGCAGCACUGUCAUGCUCCCAUCAGGUUCCUACUUUUGGUUGGUGGACUGAGGAGCCAAGUAACACAUUAUAUACCUACAUUCCAGGGAUCUAACAUGACAGUAAAUUUGUAUAUGAUUUUGGGGCAUAAAUUCUUCAAAUAUUUACUUAUAGCUUAAGUACUGUAGAGGUCUAUGAUGAGUAACACUGACAUGUUUUCAGAGAUAAAUUUAAUGAAAUGUUAUUGUAAUAAUGUUUUAUAUCAAGAUAUCAUAUUUUAUGUUUUUUUGCCUAACCACUGAUACAGUUUAUACAGUAGUAAAAGAUUUUAUGUAUAAUACAUACCAUAAAAUUGUUUACUUAUAUAUUCAAUAGUGAUAAUUAUUUAAGGGUUAUUAAUUAAAUAUAAUAUAUAUUGUUGCUUGUAUUUCAACUAUACUACAGUACAGGAAUUUAGCACUAUGUAAUUCCUGUGCUAUUUUUAUAUAAUAUACAAUUUAGCAAGUAUGUAUUAAUAAGGUCCACAUAACUCAGGAUUAAUUUAAUUACAUUUAAUAUAUAUUAAAGUAUGAAUACUUAAAAGCCCAUUUCAUGGAUACAAUGUGCUGGAGAAACAUAUGAAUUAAUAUGUUAGAUAUAAACUGCUAUAGUAUAAUGUAUAGCAUUAUACAUUAUGCUAACAAUUCAUGGAUCAAAUACCUAUGAAACAGAUUCCUGUGGAGAAUUCCAUAAUAGGGAGUUUUUGCAAGUUUAUGAAAAUGAUAACAAUAUGGUUGUCAUCAAUUGUUUAGACAACUCUUCCCCUAUAGUAAAUAAUAAUAGAUAAUAAUAAUUUAUUUGAACAUACACUUUUGUAACAGUAACACACUUCAAAAUGACGGUGCAUUGAAAAAUAAAUUCAAAUUAACUAAAAACAAUUAAGUAAUUGACCAAAAGUAAAGGAGAUAAAAAA